Molecule: messenger RNA, 948 nt
Organism: Talaromyces rugulosus
Lineage: Eukaryota; Fungi; Ascomycota; Eurotiomycetes; Eurotiales; Trichocomaceae
Exons: 2
Coding region: 1-948 (315 amino acids)
Biological process (GO): mRNA cis splicing, via spliceosome
Cellular component (GO): spliceosomal complex; cytosol
Source: RefSeq, a predicted model, not a curated record
AUGGAAAUCCUUCGAACCCCUCCUCAAGCAGCUUCAUUCACGCCCUUGGCAGAGCAUCAGUCGCGCACGCCCGAAUCCUUUUACGAAGGCGCUCCGGUUCUGCACUAUCACAGCGCGCGAUGCAAGAUUGUUAUCUUGGAGAGUGAGCUCGCUAGAUCGCCAGCCUUGCGUACUUUGCGUGGAUCAUCAGCCUCCGACACAAAUGGAUCGGGGGCAGCUCCCGAUGCCGAGGAGAAGGAGACGGUGAUUGACGGGGUGGAUGUUUGGGCAGCUUCUGAUAAAUUUCUCCUCUACCGGACAGAGGCCAGCUCGGGCGUUGCUAUUCCUUAUCCCCUCAUCUCUCUCCAUGCCGUUCAACGACUUAAAUUACCAGCGUCUUCCGAAGAAGUACAAGGCUUAUACAUGCAAAUCGCCAACCCGAUUCCAUCCGACAACGGCGGCGCCGAAGAAGACGAAGAAGAGGAUAGCAUCAACCUCACCAUUGUAUCCCCACCCACUGCUGCCCCUGCUGUUGAAGAGACAGACCCUGCAGCAGAAGGCGCCGAGAUAAAACCAGAGGAAACCGCAACACAGGCACUCUUCGCCGCUGUCUCUGCUUGCUCCAACCUCCACCCAGACCCAGUCACAACUGGUGACGAAGAAGAAGGAGAAGACUAUGAUGGAAACGAGCAACCGGGGGUUGGAGGUCUAUUGCAAGCUGGGUUGAUCAUGUCGGGUGCCGCCGACGGCGGAUUACCGCCUCCCGUGGAUGGCAGCUCAGGCUGGAUCACGGCCGACAACAUGCACGAAUAUUUUGACGAAGAAGGGAAUUGGAUUGGUGAGGGCGAACCGCCGUCUCUCCCUGGACUUGGUCCUGGGGCAGGCAACACACAUGAUAGGGAUGACGGGCCUGCUCAGAAUGGGGAAGGAAACGAUGACGAUGAGACGAAGUGGAGACGAACUGAUUGA